Messenger RNA from Entamoeba nuttalli P19, 831 nucleotides. Its product is annotated as CAF1 family ribonuclease, putative. Lineage: Eukaryota; Evosea; Mastigamoebida; Endamoebidae. Gene Ontology annotation, molecular function: nucleic acid binding; poly(A)-specific ribonuclease activity. The transcript has 2 exons. Gene Ontology annotation, cellular component: CCR4-NOT complex; P-body; CCR4-NOT core complex. The coding region runs from base 1 to 831 and encodes 276 amino acids. The record is from RefSeq and is a predicted model, not a curated record.
AUGCAAAGUUAUAAUGGUAUGGAAUAUCCAUUUCUUAAUACAAGUCAUUUUUAUCCACCUUUUUCAAUGCAAGGAUUUGCUCAAUUAAGUCAAGGACAAUUUUCUUCAUAUGUCUUUCAAGAUGUUAGUUUCCCAAACAAUUAUUUCAUUGAUGUUUAUCAAAAUAAUUUACAAGAAGAAAUGAUGAAUAUUAGUCGGUUAAUUGAUGAUUUUCCAUAUGUUUCAAUGGAUACAGAAUUUCCAGGAUUUUCAAGUAGAACAUCUUUUGGUAUUACUUUACAAAACAAACAUGGUGAAUAUCCAGAAGGUGUUAGAACAUGGCAGUUUAAUUUUAAAUUUGAUCCUGACAAAGAUGAAUGUUCUGCUGAUUCAAUUCAAUUAUUACAAAAAGCAGGUAUUAAUUUUCCAUAUUUUAAAAAUGCUGGAAUUACUGAAGAAGAUUUUGGAGAAGCAAUUAUGACUUCAGGAUUAGUUUUAAAUGAAAAUACUCAUUGGUUAACAUUUCAUAGUGGAUAUGACUUUGGUUAUUUAUUACGAUUAUUAACUUGUGAGAAAUUACCUUCUUCUAUUGAUGAUUUCUUUACAAAACUAUGUAUUUUCUUUCCUAAUAUUAUUGACCUCAAACAUGUUACUAAUCAAAUUAGUCAAACUUAUCAUGGUAGUUUACAAGCAAUUGCUUCUAGUUUAGGAGUUCAAAGAAUUGGUACAAUGCAUCAAGCUGGUUCAGAUAGUUUGAUUACUGGUGGUCUUUAUUUUAAAUUAAAAGAAAAACAUCCUGAUUUUGACGAUGAUAGAUUUAAUGGAAUUUUAUUUGGAUUAAAUGAUGAAUGA